This is a messenger RNA of Alexandromys fortis (reed vole), 2053 nucleotides long. It is a transcript of the gene Mutyh, whose product is annotated as mutY DNA glycosylase. Lineage: Eukaryota; Metazoa; Chordata; Mammalia; Rodentia; Cricetidae. The coding region runs from base 183 to 1997 and encodes 604 amino acids. Gene Ontology annotation, biological process: mismatch repair; base-excision repair. The transcript is spliced from 18 exons. Gene Ontology annotation, cellular component: nucleus. The record is from RefSeq and is a predicted model, not a curated record. Gene Ontology annotation, molecular function: adenine/guanine mispair binding; purine-specific mismatch base pair DNA N-glycosylase activity; 8-oxo-7,8-dihydroguanine DNA N-glycosylase activity.
UUCAGAGUGGCCGGGCUGAGCGCGGAGCGCGGACCUUGCGCGCGCCGAGUGCCUAUUGGCUGAGCGUCCGGACUGGGCGAAGCCACGCCCCUUGGCGGGUUCCCCGGGGCGGCGGGCUGGAGACUGCGCGGGAGUGUCUCCGCAGGGCGCGUUCACAUCCUCCUCCUACCGGCCUGGAUAGUAUGCAGCAUUACCUCACCUCACUGAAAAAGGAAUCUCCUUCGAAUCUUCCCCAUCCCAUUAAUUCAUUUAACAAGCUAGGAGAGAUCUCAAAGUAUUUAGCUGAAGAUGACCUUGACUUUGAACUCCUGAACCUCCUGGCUCCACCUCCUAAACACCAGGAUUACAGGUGCAAACAUGGGAUUACUUUGUGGAAGCAAUGGUCACGUCUUGGAAAGAUUGCUUUCUUCGGAGAACAGGCCGUAGGAGAAAUUGUGAAUGUCAUCAUGAAGAAGCUACGAGCAUCUGUCAGGAGCCACAGAAAGCAACCAGCCAACCCCAAGAAAAGGGGAAAAUGUGCCCUUAGCAGCAGCCAGGCCAAGCCUUCUGCCCCUGAUGGCCAGGCCAAGCAGAAGGAUGAGGAGUUCCUGCAGACCUCUGUCUGCCCGUACCAUCUGUUCAGAGACAUAACCGAUGUCACGACGUUCCGAAGGAACUUGCUCAGCUGGUAUGACCAAGAGAAGCGGGACCUGCCUUGGAGAAGAUGGGUAGAGGAGGAAGCCAACUUGGACAGGCGGGCCUAUGCUGUAUGGGUGUCAGAGGUUAUGCUGCAGCAGACCCAGGUUGCCACGGUGAUCGACUAUUAUACACGAUGGAUGCAGAAGUGGCCAACGCUUCAGAACCUGGCCAGUGCUUCCCUGGAGGAGGUGAACCAGCUCUGGUCUGGCCUGGGCUACUAUUCUCGAGGCCGUCGGCUGCAGGAGGGAGCUAGGAAGGUGGUAGAGGAGCUAGGCGGUCAUGUGCCACGGACAGCAGAGACCUUGCAGCAGCUCCUGCCUGGUGUGGGGCGCUACACAGCUGGAGCCAUUGCUUCUAUUGCCUUUGGCCAGGUAACUGGUGUGGUGGACGGGAAUGUCUUACGGGUGCUGUGCCGAGUCCGCGCCGUUAGUGCUGAUCCCAGCAGCUCCGUUGUCUCUGGUCAUCUCUGGAGCCUAGCCCAUCAGCUGGUGGAUCCAGCCCGGCCUGGGGACUUCAAUCAAGCAGCCAUGGAGCUGGGGGCCACAGUGUGUACCCCGCAGCAUCCUCUCUGCAGCCAGUGCCCUGUGCAGAGCCUAUGCCACGCGUACCAGAGGGUGGAGCGGGAAAAGCUCUCUGCCUUGCCAGGCAGUCCUGACGUAGAGGAGUGUGCUCUCAAGACUAGCCCGUGCCAGCUUUGCCUGCCUCCCACAAAACCCUGGGACCCCUCUCUGGGAGUGGCCAACUUUCCUCGCAAGGCCAGCCGCAGGCCUCCCAGGGAGGAGCACUCUGCCACGUGUGUUGUGGAGCAGCCCAGGACCAACGGGAGUCCCCUCAUUCUGCUGGUGCAAAGGCCUCACUCAGGUCUGCUGGCUGGACUCUGGGAGUUUCCAUCUGUCACCCUGGAGCCGUCAGACCAGCAUCAACACAAAGCCCUUCUGCGGGAACUGCAGAGCUGGUCCGGACCUCUCCCCACCACUCGUCCCCAGCACCUGGGAGAGGUGAUCCACGUCUUCUCUCACAUCAAACUGACAUACCAAGUAUAUAGUCUGUCCCUAGAAGGACAGACCCCAGCGACCCCUGCACCUCCUGGUGCUCGAUGGUUGACUUGGGAGGAAUUCCACAAUGCAGCUGUCUCCACUGCCAUGAAAAAGGUAUUCCGCAUGUAUGAAGACCAUCGGCGAGGCACCUGCAAGGGUUCUAAAAGGUCCCGCGUGUCUACUCCAUCAAGCCGGAAAAAACCCAGCCAGGGGCAGCAAAUCCUGGAUAGUUUCUUUCAGCCUCAUAUUCCCACAGACACACCCAACAGUACAGCCCAGUGAUACCUCUGGGAGGCCCACCCCAAAUCCAGCCUAAUAAAAUGCUUAUUUCUGUAGUC